Molecule: messenger RNA, 1023 nt
Organism: Penicillium brasilianum
Lineage: Eukaryota; Fungi; Ascomycota; Eurotiomycetes; Eurotiales; Aspergillaceae
Source: the annotation of a GenBank genome assembly
CUCCCCCUCUCCAUCCACUUCGACGCCUCCCUCUCGUCUGCGAUCUCCUCGCAUCCGGCUCCCCCUUGUCCGACACCUCCACAGUCACAUUCUGUGUUCUCGUCUUCGCCAUGUGGAUCGUCAACUGGUUCUACGAUAUUCUGGCCUCGCUGGGCCUCCUGAACAAGCACGCUAAGCUUCUGUUCCUCGGUCUCGACAAUGCGGGCAAGACGACCUUGCUGCACAUGUUGAAGAACGACCGUGUCGCCGUUCUGUCGCCCACCGCUCACCCGACCUCGGAGGAGCUGGCCAUCGGUAAUAACCGCUUCACGACCUUUGAUCUGGGUGGUCACCAGCAGGCCCGUCGUCUGUGGAAGGACUACUUCCCUGAGGUCAGCGGCAUCGUCUUCCUGGUCGAUGCCAAGGACUACGAGCGUUUCCCCGAGUCCAAGGCUGAGCUGGACGCCCUGCUCGCCAUGGAGGAUCUCGCCAAGGUCCCCUUCCUCGUGCUCGGUAACAAGAUCGAUCACCCCGACGCUGUCUCCGAGGAUGAGCUGCGUCACCAGCUCGGUCUGUACCAGACUACUGGUAAAGGCAAGGUCCCUCUCGAGGGUAUUCGGCCCAUUGAGCUGUUCAUGUGCAGUGUUGUCAUGCGUCAAGGAUACGGCGAGGGUAUCCGCUGGCUGUCUCAAUACGUCUAAACAUCGUCAACGAGUACGAUAUCCAGCCUGAACACCUCCUCUCAGCCACCAUACCCACCCUCCUCUCUAAUUUCGCCCCCAAUCGCCAAAUACCGGCGUAGCGGACUGGAUCCCCCAGCUCCACCAUGUCCCACACCGUCAACACGCAAAUACCUAUGUUGUGACGGACAUAGCCCUCGAAUACCUCGAAUCAAGCCAGGCCCCAAACGCCAGGCUAAGACUCUAGGAUCUAACCUCGCUCUGUAACCCUCCCCAUUCCCCCUGAAUGCAUGUCUUUAUUUUUCUCUGCCUAUGCUUUUCUUUGCGCCUUUUGUCUACACACUACAGCCAAUUAGCCGGUGAA